Molecule: messenger RNA, 3055 nt
Organism: Meloidogyne enterolobii
Lineage: Eukaryota; Metazoa; Nematoda; Chromadorea; Rhabditida; Meloidogynidae
Source: the annotation of a GenBank genome assembly
GUCUCUCUUAAAUUUACACGCUAUUUCCAAACAUAAAAAUGGACGGCUUGUUGCCACGAUUAAUCAAAUUUUUUUAGUUAAUUUUAAGAAUUUUAAAAAUUUAUUUUUAAGAAAAAUGGAACAACCUGAAGAAGUUCAAAUUCUUGACGAAAAAGAAGAAAAGGCUCGAAAAAAGAAGGAAAAGGAGAAAGAAAAGAAGAAGGAAAAGGCUAAAAAAGAUAAGGAAAAGGAAAAAGAAGGGGGUAAAGAUGGAAAAAAGAAGAAUAAGCAAGCUGAACUUAUCAAAGAAUUAUUAAGAAGAAAACAGGAGCAGGAAGAAGAAGAAAAGAGAGCUAGGGAAGAGGAAGAGAGACGACUUGCAGAACUUGAACGGCAGAAGGAGGAACAGGUUUGGCAUCUUUAUGGGAAUUUUUUGAAUGUCAUUUUUGAGAAAUUAGCUCAACAGCGCAAAGAGGAGGCAAAACGUAGAAAAGAAGAAUUAAUCCAAAAGCAGAAACGUGAAGGAACUUUUUUGACAAAAAAGCAAAAACAAGCUGCUGCAAAGGCUAGACAGUUACUUGAAAGUCAAGGUCAUGUUGUCCCAGAGUUGAAUAGAGAUGAUGAGGAAAAACCAAAGAAGCCUAUUUUUGCUAGAAAACGAGGUGCUAAGAAGACGAGUGAAGUUGCUGAGAAUGUAGAAGAACAAAGUGUUCCCGAAGAAGAAAAAGUUGUGGAAGAAAAGAAUGAAGAAAAAGAAGAUUUGGGUGACGAAGAAGAGGUUGUCGACGACUGGGAAACAAUUGUUGAUUCUGGUCGAGAAAUUAACAUUCCAGAUAAAUUAAAAAUAAUUAAAGAAGAAUUAAUUCCAAAACCUUCAAUUAAACAACAACCAAAUAAUAUUCCUUCAACAACUUCUGAAUUAAAUCAAAAUUUGGAAGAAGAAAGUUCAGACUCGUCUUCUGACGAUGAUGAAAGUUAUGCUUCUGAAUCUUCAAUUCCAACAAUUUCAAAAGAAACAAGAGAAGAACUUGUAGCUAAAAUUAGACUUCGUUUUGCUGAAAGAAGCAAAUUAGCAAAAGAAAAGAAGACUACAGAUAUUUUACGUUCUCCAAUUAUUUGUGUUUUGGGACAUGUCGAUACUGGAAAGACUAAAAUGCUUGACACGAUUCGUCGAACCAAUGUUCAAGAAGGGGAGGCUGGAGGUAUUACACAGCAAAUUGGUGCUACUCGGGUACCUGACUUGGCUAUUAAAGAACGGUGUAAAAUGCUCAAAAAUUUUUCCGGUGAUUCAAUGAAAAUUCCAGGAUUUUUGAUUAUUGAUACUCCUGGACACGAAAGCUUUGCAAAUAUGCGAUCACGUGGCUCUUCUUUGUGUGAUUUUGCUAUUUUAGUUGUUGAUAUUAUGCAUGGCCUUGAACAACAAACAAUUGAAUCGUUAAAAUUGUUAAUUAAAAGAAAGACGCCCUUUGUUGUUGCGUUGAAUAAGGUUGACAGACUUUACAAAUAUGAAUCGAAUCCAAGAAAAGAUAUUUGGCAACAUAUGAAUACACAACCAACAAAUACACAAUUAGAAUUUAGAGAGCGUUUUAAUAAACUUAUUGGGGAAUUUUCUGAACAGGGAAUAAAUAUAGAAUUGGCAAAUAAAAACACAAAUUUUGAUGAAUAUGUAAGUGUUGUCCCAACUUCUGCUUUUUUGGGUGAUGGAAUUGGGAAUUUAAUGGCACAUAUUGUAGACCAAUGUCAAAAUAGAUAUCUUGAAAAACUUGCUUUUUCUGAAGAGCUGGAUUGUAUUGUGAUGGAGGUUCGUUCUCUUCCUGGUUUGGGCACAACAAUAGAUGUUAUUUUAAUUAAUGGUACUUUGCGUGUUAACGAUAUUAUUGUUCUGACAGGAAGUGAUGGACCUAUUGCAACGCCUAUUAGGGACCUUUUAAUGCCUCAGCCUUUAAAAGAAAUACGUGUAAAAGCCGAUUAUGAGCACUACAAAGAAAUUAAUGGUGCACAAGGAAUUAAAAUUUUGGCAAAAAAUUUAGAGAAAGUAAUUGCCGGUCUUCCUUUAUUUGUUGCACAUCGUGAAGAUGAACUUGAAGUUUUAAAAAUGGAUGCGGAAGAUCAAUUAAAAAAUGCUCUUAUGGCAAUAAAAAAGAAACCUGAAGGAGUUUAUGUUCAAGCGAGUACUUUAGGGUCUUUAGAAGCGCUUUUGGAAUUUUUGAAAGCACAAAAAAUUCCGGUAUGGUUUUUUAAAAUUUCAUUUAUUACACUCGAACCUCGUUAUAAGCUACUCCUCGGGACUGAAAAAUUGGGCUCUAUUACACAAUAUAUGUACGUCCAAUCAACUAUUAUGCGCCCAAUCAAAUUUUAUACGUCCAAACAUAUUUUUAUCAUCUGUUGUUCGACCAUAAAAUUUUUAAUUUUCUAUUUAAAGUAUUCAAAUGUAAAUAUUGGACCAGUCCAUAAAAGAGAUGUACAAAAAGCAGCAGCAAUGCUUGAACAUAAUUCUGAAUUUGCCUGUAUUCUCGCUUUUGACGUUCCAGUGGAUCGAGAGGUUCAAUUGUUGGCUGAUAAAGAAGGAGUGAGAAUAUUCCAAGCAAAUAUUAUUUAUCAUUUGGAAGAAAGCUUUUUGAAUUAUAGAAAAGAAUUAGCUCUUAAACGACGUAAAGAAAAUGAACAUUUGGCUAUUUUUCCUUAUAAAUUACGUGUUUUACCACAACAUAUUUUUAAUGCAAGAAAUCCAAUUGUUUGUGGCGUUUCUGUGGAUGCUGGGCAAUUAAAGAAAGGAACUCCUGUUACUGCUAAAACUAAAGAAGGGCCUGUAUUCCUUGGAACAAUUUCUUCAAUAGAAAAAAAUCAUGAACAAGUAGAUAUGGCUAAAGCUGGUGAUGAAGUUUGUAUAAAGAUAGAGAACACAACAGGAGAUGCACCAAAGCUUUAUGGAAGACAUUUUACUCAUGAAGAUAUUCUUAUUAGCAAGAUAACUCGAGAAUCUAUUGAUGUUUGUAAAACAUAUUUUCGUGAUGACUUGACAAAGGCUGAUUGGCAAUUAGUUAUUGAACUAAAAAGAAUGCUAGAAAUUUUAUAA